Messenger RNA from Drosophila guanche, 1016 nucleotides. RefSeq names its product UPF0692 protein CG33108. Lineage: Eukaryota; Metazoa; Arthropoda; Insecta; Diptera; Drosophilidae. The record is from RefSeq and is a predicted model, not a curated record. The transcript is spliced from 5 exons. Bases 89 to 892 code for a protein of 267 amino acids.
UUAUAAAAACAGCUGUUGUGAUAACAUAGAACUGUCAAAAUGUUGUCAACAGCUUGACCACUUGUAUAAUUUUGUUUAUUUCGUUUCAAUGCCUCAAACCUCUGACCCGCCGCCACCACCCCCACUACCAUCAGGUAUUAACCCUGCUGCACCAGUAGAGGCAACCAAAGAUCCCCCAGCUGUGAUUAAUAUAUCAGGGGACGAAUGUGGCUGGGCCUGGGAAUAUCCAGAGCUGCAGAAAGGAUGCUACCUCAACCGUGUGUGCCAAUAUACCCCACCAAAGCAGUGUCAAUACUAUUCCGUGCCCAGUAUACUACAAGUCGGACCCACAUGUGGCUUGACUGCCUUGAGUAUGCUGCUCAAUGGACACCCCAGCGCAGCAGAGAUCCUAGAAGAUGCCAUUGCACAGGAGUACACAAUCAAUGGUGAAAUGUUCAGUGCUCAAUAUUUAUACGAAUUGACGCGCAAACAUCUCGACGGACACGGACCUGGUGCCUGUCAAUUGCACGAGGGUCGCCUCUGCUGCAGCAAGGUCAAAGAGCUUCUUCAAGCUGGUGGUUGCUUGCUUGUGCCUUACGAUGCUGAUGUCAAUCAUGCGCCUUGCUUAAAGACUGGACACCGUGCCCAUUGGGCACUCAUUGUGGGCUACCUAGUGGAUGCACACGAUAAGUUUUAUGUAUUGGCACGUCAUGGAAAGACUCGCAAUUUGGCUGUCUGGUCCCUGGACGAUCUGAGCGAAAGCAACGCCAAUCUGCGGGAGUUUGCCCAACCCAAGGGCUAUCCGGACCUAGAGUUCAUACAGCCACCAGGCGGCCUGGCGGGCUCUCUGGGUCUCAAGAAGCGCGCCAUCCUAAUCAACGGCCUGCCACAGCAGAUUCUACAUGUGCGAUGAUAAUGUUUGACCGAUUACCAUCCCUUUAAAUAAAGACUCGAAUUCGUGUUGUAUUUAACUUUAAUACAUAUAUUUAAUAGUACAUUUAUAAAUUACACGCCUUACAAUAUUUUCACUUCGCAAA